AUGCCUCCGCCACCGCGACAGCGGAAAUCAACCUCCGCGCCCGCGUCCGUCGCCGCCGCCGCCGCGCACGCCGCGCCGCCCCCCGGCGCGGGGACGGUCGUACCCGCCCCCGCGGACAGCGGCGUGAGCGCGCUCGCGCUCGCGGCGCUGUCGUCCCCGUCCGCGGCGGCGUUCAUAGGGCAGUCCCCGGUCCCCGCGAAAGUCGUCGCGGACGCGAUGGCCGCGGCGAAACGCGCGCGCCGCACGCUCGCGUCCCCGGGCGGCGCCGAGCACGAGGGGCUCACGAUGCUCUUAGAGGCGUCCGAGGAGAGCCCGUUCCGGAGCGAUUUCGACGCCGCCGCGGGCGUCGUCGCGGGGAGCAAGGGGAACGGGAGGAAGACGGGGGCGACCGGGAGGUCGCACGGGAGUCAGAACGGCCCUCAGCGCGCGCGCGGCGCGACGUCGCCGCUGCGGCCGCUGUCCCUCAACGCGUUCUCCGCGAGAGGCAUGGGCUCGCCGGACGUCUCGACCGGGUGGGGCGACGCCUCGAGAAGGAAGCGCACGACGGGCGCGGGGAGGGCGUCCGUCGCGACCGCGAUGAAGGCGUCGGCGUCGGCGACGGCGGCGAGGAGAGCGCCGGCGGCGCCGGUCACCGCCGCGCAAGCCGCGGCGAACUCGCAGGCUGCGGAGCUCGCGCCCGCGGUGCACGCGGUCGCGACCGCGGCGCCGACCGCGGUGUUAUCCCACGCGUUGCGGUGGAUCGACCUCCUCGUCGCGGAUUUGAAAGGCCGCGGCGCCGCGCUUCGACGGUCGCGACGGCGGUUGCAAAAGGUGAAGAUUGACCUCGUCGGCGCCGGCGCGUCGUCCGCGAGCGACGAGCCGCGGGACACCCCGGAGGAGGUCGCCCCGGAGCACCCCGCGGCCGCGGUGGAGGAGCGGACGCUGCUUCGCGACCUCGACCACGCGCUCGAGGCGGAAGGACGGUCGAUCGACGCGCUGCUGAAGCAAUCCAUGGAGCUCCGGACGAUGGCGUCGUGCGACGGAUCCGUCGCCGCCCCGGGCAGCAAAGCCGCGGAGGCGUCGUUCGGCCCCACGGCGUCCAUGCUCGGCGCGCCGCCGCCGCUGAACGACGCGAAGAAGAUGACGGAUUACUUCAGAGACGCCGCGGUCGCGUCCGCGGCGGCGUUCAUAAGCACCGGUUUGAAAGUCGCCGCCGCGGAGGGAUUCGGCGACGUCGAGAGCGCCGCCGCGGUUGCGUGUCCGGGGGGUACGCUGCCGACGCCGCACAUCGCGUGCGCGAGCGGCGGCGGGGGCGGGGGCGGGGGCGGGGCGGUCCUGGCCGCGCGGUGA
Micromonas pusilla CCMP1545 is the source of this 1329-nucleotide messenger RNA. RefSeq lists its product as uncharacterized. The transcript is spliced from 2 exons. The record is from RefSeq and is a predicted model, not a curated record. Bases 1 to 1329 code for a protein of 442 amino acids. NCBI's taxonomy places the organism in Eukaryota, Viridiplantae, Chlorophyta, Mamiellophyceae, Mamiellales, Mamiellaceae.